Messenger RNA from Bactrocera latifrons, 4344 nucleotides. RefSeq names its product serine/threonine-protein kinase BRSK2 (gene sff). The transcript has 16 exons. The coding region runs from base 873 to 3542 and encodes 889 amino acids. Gene Ontology annotation, molecular function: ATP binding; tau-protein kinase activity; protein serine/threonine kinase activity. The record is from RefSeq and is a predicted model, not a curated record. Lineage: Eukaryota; Metazoa; Arthropoda; Insecta; Diptera; Tephritidae. Gene Ontology annotation, biological process: microtubule cytoskeleton organization; protein phosphorylation; intracellular signal transduction. Gene Ontology annotation, cellular component: cytoplasm.
UUAAAGCAAAAUAAAAAUUAAAUUAAAAUAAUAAAAUAAAAUACUUGUGUGCAAAAGAACACUCGCUUAACUUCUGUGACAGUCGCAAGCAGCAGCUAUUUGGUAAACAUAUACAAAAUAAAGCAACGAAAAAAGGAAGAUGAAAAGAGCCGAAAUCAGUUUUAUUCGCAAGCAAUUUUUUUCCGCAAAACCAAUUAAUGCAGCGAUUGUGAGCGCUCGACGCUGCAGCAACUAAAGUGAGAAUUCAAAGAAGUGAUGAAAACAAAUGCAAUUGCAGUAUAACUGUAAGUACGGAAGCGCAAGAGAAAAGGCCAAUAAAGCGCCAACGAUAUGCAACACCAACAACAGCAGCAACAAUCCACGAGCGCUGCAGUGAAAAAGUAAUUAAAAACGAACUUUAACCCACAUAACUACAGCGUUGGUGUUUAUGCAGCAGCUGCGCCGACCCAGGCGUACCGCCCACACAUACGACCCCCAUAUACAUACAUACAGGUAUACAAGCACAUACACGCGAAAGUGUUUGCUUAAAAGCGAAACAAAUACAACUCGAAACCGAAAAAGCAAAAAACAAAAAAUCUUAAGCAAACAUUUGAAAAGCGGGGAGUUUGCUUAAAGCGCUAGAAAGUAGCGACUGGAGGGCGGCUAACGUGCUUAGAAAGUGCCCAUAUAGUGUUUGAAGAAGUUGCUGUAGCAGUUGUUGGUGUCUGUAUUGGUGUGUGCAUUAGUGUGUGUAUGGAAUUUGCAGCGUUGCAUUGUGUAUGUAGUAGUGUAGUAGAAGCAGCAGUGAAGCAACAGCAAAAGCAACAGCGAAAACUGGAUUACUGUGUAGAACAACAUCGGCAACAACACGAACAGCAAGUAACGCUAACAAGAUGCAGAAGGAAAAUAAUACGACAGCGGAAAAUUGCCAAUUUGUGGGGCCAUAUCGUCUGGAGAAGACUCUGGGCAAGGGACAGACGGGCUUGGUUAAGUUGGGCGUACACUGUGUGCUCGGUCGUAAGGUGGCCAUUAAAAUAAUCAAUCGCGAGAAGCUCAGCGAAUCGGUGUUAAUGAAGGUGGAACGUGAAAUUGCUAUUAUGAAAUUGAUUGAUCAUCCGCAUGUCUUGGGCCUGAGCGAUGUCUAUGAAAACAAAAAGUAUUUGUAUCUAAUAUUAGAGCAUGUUUCUGGUGGUGAACUGUUCGAUUAUUUGGUGAAAAAGGGACGACUGACGCCGAAGGAGGCGCGUAAAUUUUUCCGUCAAAUAAUAUCAGCUUUGGAUUUUUGUCACUCACAUUCGAUAUGUCAUCGAGAUUUGAAACCCGAAAAUUUGCUGCUGGACGAAAAGAACAACAUCAAAAUUGCCGACUUCGGUAUGGCUUCAUUGCAACCGGCUGGUUCUAUGCUGGAAACCUCAUGUGGAUCGCCGCAUUAUGCAUGUCCCGAGGUCAUAAGGGGUGAAAAAUACGAUGGACGCAGAGCGGAUGUUUGGUCCUGCGGCGUUAUCCUGUAUGCGCUAUUGGUGGGCGCAUUGCCCUUCGAUGACGACAACCUACGCCAGCUGCUGGAGAAAGUGAAGCGUGGCGUGUUUCACAUACCGCACUUUGUGCCGCCCGACUGUCAGAGUUUAUUGCGCGGCAUGAUUGAGGUGAAUCCGGAUCGACGACUGACGUUGUCGGAAAUAAAUCGCCAUCCAUGGGUCACGGCUGGUGGUAAAGGUGAAUUGGAAUUGGAACUGCCGAUGAUGGAGGUGGUGCAAACGCAUGUCAUACCGUCCGCCUCAGCGGUGGAUCCGGAUGUUUUAAAUGCGAUUUGCUCACUGGGUUGCUUCAAGGAAAAGGAUAAACUCAUACAAGAGCUAUUGAGUUCGAAUCACAACACAGAGAAAGUUAUAUAUUUUCUACUCUUGGAUCGUAAACGAAGGCGUCCUGCCUUGGAGGAUGAUGAUGAAAUCGCUCAAAAAUCACGUAGUGAAUUAGAUGCAGUGGAUCCGCCCAGAAAACGACUCGAUACCUGUCGUAUAAAUGGCACGAAUUCGCCCAGCUACGGACAGAUAUCGGAAGGUUCACCUUUAACGCCUAGACGGCAAGCUUUCAACUUCCGAUCCUACAGCAGUUCGCGCAAUCACCAGCGUCGCUCGCCCACUACGGUUUCCUCGGUGCGUUCCUCGUCAUAUCACAGUCCCACACGCUGCAAUUCGCCCAUCAAUUCGGCGCAACAACAAGUGAAUGCCAUCUCACGUCCAUCCUCGCCAGCGGCCACAUCCGCCGGACACUCGUCCCGUCACUCUACCUAUUCGAGUGAAUGCCGCGAGCGUUCCGGCUCGGCACACCAUCAUCCGUCUGUAAGUCGUACGCCCUCACAUUCUUCGCAAAGCGGCGUGGAGGGUAUUAUAGGUGGUGGCAGUGGAGGUGAUAGGGGUGGUGUUGGUAGUGGGGGCAGCGGUGGCAGUAGUGAUAUUGUUGCGGUGCGUGAAGCACGCGAAGCGCGCGAACGUCGAGACUCCCGCAGUGAACGCCAGGCGGCGCUGCAGGCGAGCUGUGGUGGUGUGCCCGGCAGUCCCGGUGGUGGCAGCAGUAGUGGUAGCGGCUCAACCGUGCAUCAUCGUGCCAAUUCGGGACCAACUAUAGCGAUUAGCAUGUUCCACGAUCCGGAAGCGAAUAGCGUUAUGAAUCCUACAACAUCACCGCUAAUGAACAACAGUUCACCAGUGAUGCCCGGUUCACCAUGUAAUGCGCCCGGCGGCCAACUGUGGAAGACGCGUCUUACAAAUAUAAAAAAUAGCUUUCUGGGUAGCCCACGCUUUCAUCGAAGAAAGCUGCAAGUUUCUGCGGACGAGGUGCAUUUGACGCCCGAAUCAUCGCCCGAGUUGACAAAACGUUCGUGGUUUGGUAAUCUAAUAACCACAGAGAAGGACGAAACGUUUACAAUUUUAGUUAAAGGCAAGCCAAUAGCGACUGUGAAGGCACAUCUGAUACAUGCCUUUCUGUCGAUGGCAGAGCUUUCGCAUAGCGUAGUCUCACCCACAUCCUUCCGUGUAGAAUACAAACGCAAUGGCAAUGGACCGGUCAUGUUUCAGCGCCAUGUCAAGUUUCAGGUGGAUAUAAGCGCAAUUUGUAAACAAGGAGAUAUCUCGGAUAUGCUGUUUGCACUGACAUUCACUUUGUUAUCAGGCAAUAUACGCCGCUUCCGUCGCAUCUGUGAGCAUAUACAAUCGCAAGUGUGCUCCAAACGUUUCCCCGGACCGAGUAGUCCACCCACAGUGGCGACCGUUACGCAAGCCGUUUCGGAGAGCUCAUCAUGUGGUUCGGUCUCAAGCGAACGUUUGUCCUAUAAACGUCAACAGAUUGAGAAUGAAAUUGAGAAUGACUCAAUAUUUGUUUUCAAAUCGGGCAAUGGCCGUCGUGCAUCGACAACAAAUAAUAACAAUGCACCGCCGGCGGAUAUUGUGCCCGCAAGUCCAAUAGCCGUGCGCUCAAAUUCCGAAACCGAGCAGCACGAACGCAAUCGUGAAUUGCAGAGUGAUCGUCAGGCGACAACAAUGUCAGGGAGUGCAAUAGCAUGAGAAUUAUUUCUCUGAUUUAGUUACAUUUUUAUAUAAAAGUAAUUUUUUUCAAAAACUAACAGAUAACAUAAUACAAGAAGAAGAAACAAGAAAAUACACAAAAAAUAUAUCGAACUACUGUCUUACAAUUACGAGUUAUACUUAACAAUAGUAACAUAGCAAAUUAAACAAAUUAAUAAACAAUAAAUAAGGUGAAAAAAUUAUGUAAGAAGUACUAAGAAUUUGCUAAGUAUUGAUUAAAUUUUUGUUGUAAAAGACUGUGCUUGAAAGGAUAUUAUGUUGCUGGUGAAGAUGUAACUACUGAGUUAUUAUGUGCUUUAAAGCUUUUGGAGCUUUCAGAAUUAUAUGUACGCAUGCUUAAAAACUUUUAAGCUCACAUUUGUAUAUGAUUCAAAUGUAUUUGUUAAGAUGAGUUAUUAAAAUUUCAAAAGCUUCAGACGUUAUAAAAAGCUUUCACGUACAAAAGGUUUUAAUAAAAUUUCAACUUUGUAUAAUUUUCAACCAUAUAGAAGAAUUUUAAGUAAUGUUCGUUGCGCUUUUAAGGAUUUUUAAAAAGCUUUUACUCUUCACUUCAGGUAUUACAAAAAGCUUUCAAUUAGCUUUUCAAUCAAGCUAAUUAAAUUGAAAUUAUGUAUAGUUUUUUUAACAAUGAGUAAAGGAGAUAGUAAAUCUUUUGAAAAGUUUGUAUGACUUGAAAAAUGAGCAUAAGUAAAAGCUCGAUCGAAGCCUUCAUUAAAAGCUUUUUUCAUCGCCAGAGAAAGAUAGUAAACUUUUUAAAAGUUUUGGAUGAAUCGAAAAAAAG